This is a messenger RNA of Knipowitschia caucasica, 3012 nucleotides long. NCBI's taxonomy places the organism in Eukaryota, Metazoa, Chordata, Actinopteri, Gobiiformes, Gobiidae. The record is from the annotation of a GenBank genome assembly.
AUGGUCGUAAUGAGCGACCAACCGGACCGCUCUGUGGCCCCGACACUGGCCCCGGAGCCGCUUCCCAAAGACUCCCGAGGGAUCCGGGGGCCCACGUGUGAGGGGGAGAGUGAAGGCCAGCGGAGGCAGAGGAGGAGACAGACUGCAGAGAGUCCAGUCUCUGUAGCAAACACCAAAACAUCUCCUGGGACGAGAUUGAAACCAGUGGAGCCGCUUUUCCCCGUGUUUACUGCAGACAACUAUGACACAAAGUUUGACAGAAAAAAACCAAGCCAGAUUUCAAAGACAAACGCGCAGUAUCAUAAGUUAUUUAAAGAACUAAUCAAAGAUGAAAUCCUCAAGCAAAGCUAUACGUGUGCUCUUCAAAGAGAUAUUUUAUACCAAGGAAAAAUGUUUGUCUCGGAAAACUGGAUCUGUUUUCACUCCAAAGUUUUCGGUCGCGACACUAAGAUUGCUAUCCCAGUCACAUCCGUAACAUUUAUAAAGAAGACAAAGACGGCUCUGUUAGUGCCCAAUGCCCUUGUUAUAGAAACGACACAUGAGCAGCACGUAUUUGUGUCUUUCCUGUCUCGUAACACCACAUUCAAACUCCUGAAGUCUCUGUGCAGCCAUCUGGAGGUGGACAAGGCGUGUAGCAGCCCAGUCGUUUCCUCUUGUGAAAACAGCUUCAGAGUGAGGUGUCCUUCUCCUCUUCCUCUGGACUUCUCUGCAGACUUAUGUGACUUGGAUGGAGUGGUGCAGCAGCGACGACAUGAUAUUAUGGAAAGUAGCAGCACCGGAUCCCAGACUCCAGACUCGGACAAAAUGACAGAAUUUGCUGCUCUUCAAAACUCUUUCCUAACGGCGGUGAAGAGCAGCGAGGUUUCAGCGCGUGCGGACGUGCAUCUCCCGUCUCCGAGCCAAAAUCACACAGCUACACUGAAAAACGGACCGAUAAAGACGUUUCGGCCCAUUCCUCACGAUAACUCAAGACUUUCUCGCGCCGUGUCAUUCCACGCCAUUCUUUUCAUCUGUUUAUUCUUAGUAAGUGUCCUUGUCCUCUCCUCCUGUUACAUGGCGUUUAAGAUCGUGGCUCUUGAGCAUCGCUUGAACUCCUUGUUGUCGAGGGGAGAGCAGUUUCCCAGCCAUCACAAACCCCAGGACGAUGUGAAUGCAGGUGUAUAUGGAGAGCUGUCUACCAAUUUGUUGAAAUUGGAAAAGAUUCAAAGAAAUCUUCAAAAGCUUCUUGACGAGACACUAAACGCUGACAGGAUGGCCACACAAGAACCGUCCCCUCCCUCAUCCAUGGAGAGCAAUAAACCCGGGUUUCCCAAAAAGAUUCUUGGCAACCAGUUGGAGGACAAACAUCUGUGCAACUGCUGCCACAACAUCCUCAGACGCCCGGUUCAGGCUCAGUGUGGACACCGCUUCUGCUCCUACUGCUUCAACAGGACAGUCAACAAUGGGCCGCAGAAAUGCAACGCAUGCAUCAAAGAGGAUUUGUUUGAAGAGACGACAUCGAUUCUGAAACAAGGAUGUGCUUUUCCAGACAACGCGGUCCGGAGGGAAGUGGAAAGCCUAUCAGCCGUUUGCGUCAAUGACAGUUGCACUUGGAAAGGCAGUAUUAAAGAUUAUGAACUGACCCACGAAGGGAAGUGUGAGUACAUGGUCAUCCCCUGUCCAUCCUGUAAAGAGAGAAUACGCUUCAAUGAGCAGGAGCGGCACAAUGAGCGCGAAUGCCCAGAAAGGACACUCAACUGCAAGUACUGCAAGGAACCAUUUCACUUCAAAAACAUCAAGGCCCAUGACGAGAUCUGUCCCAAGUAUCCCAUGAUCUGUGAAGGAUGUGCUAAAAAGAAAAUACCCAGGGAAAAGUAUGUGGACCAUAUUAAGUUUUGCAGCAAAUUCCGAACUCCCUGUCGGUUUCACGUGGUGGGAUGUGAUAUGUCGGUAGAGAAAGAAAAGAUUCAUGACCACGAGCGUGCCUAUGCCUACGAGCAUCUCAAUCUCCUCCUUCACUACAUCAUGGGUAUGAAAGUCAGCAUGGAGGGCAUUCAGCCUCAAGGACUGGAGUUGGCCGGACACAAACUGGUGGAGCUCCAGCAGUCUCUGAAGGAGCUUGAGGCCAGAGUGUCCCAGCUCAGUACCGCCACUGUUCCUCCCGUGCAGGGAGCAACUGCCUCCUCCUCAUCCUCCACCUCCGCUGCUCUGCCACCGCCCACUUUGGCCCCAACGCUGUCGGUGUCCACGUCAUUUACCCCUCUGCCCAGCUCAGUCGGAGCGGCUCUGGAGCUCCAACUCCACAAUGAGAAGACCAAAGUGGCUGAACUGGGACGCAGAUGCACUGAAUUGGAAGUCAAGUCUGGAACAUUUGAAAAUGUGGUUUGCGUUUUGAACCGAGAGGUAGAGAGGUUUGCAACGACACUGGAAGCAAGUAAUCGACAACAUAAACUGGACCAAGAUAAAAUUGAAGCUCUCACUAAUAAGGUGCGACAGUUGGAGCGGACUGUGGGACUCAAGGACCUGACUGUGGCAGAGAUGGAAGGCAGACUGAGAGAGAUGUCAGCCACGACAUUUGAUGGUGUGUUCAUCUGGAGAAUUUCUGACUUCGCAAAAAAGCGUCAAGAUGCAAUUGCCGGCCGAGCUCCUGCCAUGUUUUCUCCCGCUUUUUACACAAGCAAGUACGGCUACAAGAUGUGUCUGAGGAUCUAUCUGAAUGGAGACGGAACAGGACGUGGCAGCCACUUGUCCCUGUUCUUUGUUGUGAUGAGAGGGUUGAGCGAUGCGCUGCUCAAAUGGCCUUUUAACCAGAAGGUGACACUGAUGCUCCUGGAUCAGAGCAACAGAGAGCACAUCAUUGAUGCUUUUCGGCCUGACGUCACUUCCUCAUCCUUCCAGAGGCCUGUGAGCGAGAUGAACAUUGCUAGCGGAUGUCCACUCUUCUGCCCCCUGUCCAAACUUGAUGCCAAGAACUCGUAUAUCCGUGACGAUACAAUCUUCAUCAAGGCGAUAGUAGAUCUGACAGGUCUCUAG